Apodemus sylvaticus (European woodmouse) is the source of this 297-nucleotide messenger RNA. It is a transcript of the gene Tff1, whose product is annotated as trefoil factor 1. The record is from RefSeq and is a predicted model, not a curated record. Bases 1 to 297 code for a protein of 98 amino acids. The transcript has 3 exons. NCBI's taxonomy places the organism in Eukaryota, Metazoa, Chordata, Mammalia, Rodentia, Muridae. Gene Ontology annotation, biological process: maintenance of gastrointestinal epithelium.
AUGGAGCACAAGGUGAUCUGUGUCCUCGCUGUGGUCCUCAUGCUGGCCCUCAGCAGCCUUGCCCAGGACAAGGAAGAAACGUGUACCGUGACCCCCCGAGAGAGGAUAAAUUGUGGCUUCCCUGGUGUCACUGCCCAACAAUGCAAGGAGAGAGGUUGCUGUUUUGAUGACAGCAUCCGGGGAUUCCCGUGGUGCUUCCAACCUCAGGCCAUCGAGAGCCAGCAAGAAGAUGACCCUGGCUUGUGUCGAGCUGACAACAACAACAACAACAACAACAACAACAACAACACCCAAUAA